Molecule: messenger RNA, 1675 nt
Organism: Suricata suricatta (meerkat)
Lineage: Eukaryota; Metazoa; Chordata; Mammalia; Carnivora; Herpestidae
Gene: TMEM59L
Product: transmembrane protein 59 like
Exons: 8
Coding region: 87-1139 (350 amino acids)
Source: RefSeq, a predicted model, not a curated record
UCGGGUGACGUCAGCGACCCGGUCCCCACCGCCGCCGCUGCAUCCUCGGUGCCUGCCAGGAGCCGGCGUCCCGAGCCCCUCGCGCCAUGGCUUCGGUGGCUCUGAUGCCGCUCCUGCUGCUGCUGCUGCUGCUGCCUCCACCUGCCACUCCCGCGCCGCCUGCCCGCGACCCCUUCGCCCCGCAGCUCGGGGAUACGCAGAGCUGCCAGCUGCGGUGCCGCGACCGCUAUCCUGGUCGGCAGCUCUCGCAGGCAGAGCUUGAGGAGGAGGACCCCUCUGAGUCCCCAUAUGAGUAUGACAGGGCUGUCCUGAUCAGUGCUUGUGAGCGAGGCUGCCGCCUCUUCUCCAUCUGCCGAUUCGUGGCGAGGAGCUCCAAGCCCAAUGCCACCCAGACUGAGUGUGAAGCAGCCUGUGUGGAGGCCUAUGUGAAGGAGACAGAGCAGCAGGCUUGCAGCGAGGGCUGCUGGAGCCAGAACCCGGAGCCGGAACCUGAGCCUGAGCCUGAGCCAGAGCAGAAGAGAAAGGUCCUGGAAGCUCCAAGUGGGGCCCUUUCACUCCUGGACUUGUUUUCUACCCUCUGCAAUGACCUUGUCAACUCGGCCCAGGGCUUCGUCUCCUCCACCUGGACAUACUACCUGCAGACUGACAAUGGGAAGGUGGUGGUGUUCCAGACCCAGCCUGUGGUAGAGAGCCUGGGGCAUGAAGGGGCCCGACUGCAGCGAGUAGAGGUGACCUGGCGGGGAUCCCACCCUGAGGCCUUGGAGGUACACGUGGACCCUGUAGGUCCCUUGGACAAGGUGAGGAAGGCCAAGAUCCGAGUCAAGACCAGUAGCAAGGCCAAGGUGGAGUCCGAAGAGCCGCAGGACAAUGACUUCCUCAGUUGCAUGUCCCGGCGCUCAGGGCUCCCUCGCUGGAUCCUGGCCUGCUGCCUCUUCCUUUCUGUGCUGGUGAUGUUGUGGCUGAGCUGCUCCACCCUGGUGACCGCGCCUGGCCAGCAUCUCAAGUUUCAGCCCCUGACCCUGGAGCAGCACAAGGGCUUCAUGGUAGAGCCAGACUGGCCCCUGUACCCUCCCCCGUCGCAUGCUUUUGGGGACAGCCCCCCACCCUACAAGCUGAAGCUGGAUCUGACCAAGCUGUAGGUCUCCAUCCACCGAUGCACUGUCAAGUGCAGGGGCUCCGCGAGCCUCACUUGCCCUGUGCCCAGGAGUCCAGACCAGGGUGGGACUGUCCUUGGGCUCCUCUACCCCUGAUCUUUCUUCCUUCCCCAGUCCCGCCCCUUGCCCCUCUGGGCCCUGGGAUUGCCAUGCCCCCACUGGGGGCGGGGGGAUCUGGCCUUGGUUCCUCCCUGCUCCCCCUCUUCCCAGAGUGUGCUACUUUUGUCUUCUAUCUUGUAGCUUCUUGAGUAUUUGAACCCCAGUUCUGUACUGCCUUCCUCCUUUCUCUUUUCUCUCCUCUUGGAGAGUGGGGGCUUGAGGCACAGGGGAACCACCUUGUGCGAGGGCCCCCUUCUUUUACCCACCUCACCUCCAGAGAUCCAGUCCCAAGAGAGGAGGCCCCUCAGAGAGGAGGUGGUGGGCAGCUCCAUGCUGGGGGGGGGGCGGCUGAGGCUGGGGUGGCAGCAUGGGGGUCGGGAGGAAUAAACCAUGUACAUAAAAGAUAUUUUGGACUGAGCCUA